Molecule: messenger RNA, 4122 nt
Organism: Rhincodon typus (whale shark)
Lineage: Eukaryota; Metazoa; Chordata; Chondrichthyes; Orectolobiformes; Rhincodontidae
Product: protein NOXP20
Exons: 12
Coding region: 141-1484 (447 amino acids)
Source: RefSeq, a predicted model, not a curated record
CUGGCUACAAGGUUCCGGAUCUAGGAUGGGUCCGUAUGUUGUCGACGUGGCGGCGCCGCGAAGGGCGGGGAGUAAGAGUGUGUGAGGGAGAGGAAGAGAGAGCGGGGCGAAGUAGUGCGCGUGGACAGAUAUGAUUGGCAAUGUCUGAGGUAGAGGAUGGCACAAGGAGUGAUAUUUCAGCUGCAGUGGCAAGCUUGUCUGUGGAAGAUGAGUUCAGUGUACCAUCUAGAAAUGAUGCUGAAGUUCCAGCCACUGCAGCGUCUUCACAAGUGAGUGAUUCUUUGGUGUCCAACCCCAAUCUAGUGCCAAUUGAGAAUAAGAGCUCCAUCCAACAAGACACCAUACGCCAUACUGAGGCUGGGGAUGAACCUAAGCCAAGUGAUCCAUUAGAAGAGAGUGCAGCAAAUGAUUCUGUGUUGACAGAAGAAACAAUUAACAUAUCUGCUGGGUGCAAGGAAGCAAUAAGUCUUGAACCAGAAUCCAUCAGAUUUCAGGUGUUUGAUGAACAUGCAUCAACAGAGGAAAAUGUUGUUGAGGAAUCAACUUCUGACAAAAGAAAAGCCUGGGGAUCCUGGGGAACCUGGGGGAAAUCGUUGCUGUCCACAGCAACUGCAACUGUUGGUCAUGGGCUGAGCACCGUAAUGGAGAAAGCAGAAGCAUCCCUUAAAAUACACAGUUCCCAAACAUCUGAGGAGACGACACUGCCUGAGCCAAAUGAAGUUACAGCAAUAUCAGAUCCACAAGAAGAAACCGAUUCUGUACAUGUUCCACCCUCUUCCCCCAUUGCUGGAUCUCGUGGCAUGCUUUCAACAAUUUCUAAUGUUGUUCAAAGCACAGGUAAAACUGUGAUCACAGGUGGCUUGGAUGCACUAGAAUUUAUUGGCAAGAAGACCAUGAAUGUCCUUGCAGAGAGUGACCCUGGAUUCAAGAAAACAAAAAUAUUAAUACAUCGAACUGCUACUUUGUCCCAGAUGUUAAGGGAAGCAAAAGAAAAGGAGAAACAAAGAACUACUGUUGAGAAGACUGCUCACUAUGGGAUGUUGUUUGAUGACUUUCAAGGUCUAUCACAUUUGGAAGCUUUGGAAAUUCUGUCCAAUGAGAGUGAGAUAAAAGAGGAUGUUUUGAUGUUAUCAAUUGAGAGUCUGGCUGAGAUAACAGCACGCUGCAUUGAGCAACUCCAUAAAGUAGCUGAGUUAAUCCUCCAUGGACAGGAUGUGGAGAAGCCAGCAUUGGAUCAGUCUAAAAUCCUCACUAAGUUAACUAUUGCAAUGUGUACGGAAGUGUCCUCACUUUCUAAGAAAUUUGCUUCCUGUUUGACUCAAGCCGGGGCUAAAAAGAAAGCAGAGGUUUUAAAUCCACAGAUAAAUACUAUAUUAUUGGAGGGCUCUAACAGUACUACCUACAUUCAAGGUGCAUUUCAAUUACUGCUUCCAAUUCUUCAAAUCUGCCACCUGCAGUCCAACACCAACAAAGUGGACGAAUAAACUAGGAAACCGUGUGACUAUCUUUGCAUUUAUUAACACUAGAUUUUGAACUGCAGAAUUUUGGGCAGCCUGUUGCAAAGUUGGCAGGAACCUCAUUCUGCUCUAAAGGGUUUACACUAAGAUUGUAGUAAAGAAAUAUUAGUAGAAUUUCUGUUACUUUUGUAAGCAUAAUUAUAACACCAAUUGCCUUAAUUCUUGAAAGAUCUAAGAUAAUACAGUGAAAUGAGUAGUGUUCUAUGGUGUACCAUACUCUUUGAAUAGCAAUGAUCACAAAUAAUACAUAUAUCAAAUUUAACUCCAGUGUUUGAGACAUCUGAGAGCAUUAACUUUUACAGUAUUUGGAAAAUUUUUCAAUUUCAAAUUACGGUUUAUCCAAAAUGAAAAAUACUAUUUGUGAUAAUAUUUAAAUUACACCAUUGAUACAAGAAUUUAGCUUUAACUCACUUGAGACCGACGAUGCACUUUUCUAUUUUAUACCAUUAAACACUAGACAAACAUCAUCAGUAAUAUUUAUACAUCAUUUCAAUAAUUUCAUCUUUAGUGUUGCAAGGAAAUAAUGAUUUGAUUCAAGAUGGGAAACAAGAAUUAUUUAUAAGAUAGUAGGGAAUCACUACAAUGCUUUAGAUGCAUUCAGUGAAUAAUGUGCGAAGGUUAAAUGUUACUGUAUAUUUUAAAUGUCUUUCUAAAAAAUUGUGCUGAAUAGCCAUUAUUAAAAUAUCAUUGAUAUAACCUACACUAACCUGAAAUGAACAAAAAUAAACUAAAUGCAUGUUGGUUAAAUACAUAAGGACUGAACUUCCACAGAGCUGUCCUAAACUCCUGUUGUAACCUCAAUGAGAGACCAACAGAAUCUUAGAGUUUUCUGGAAAAGUGGCAAUUUCUCCAAGAUCUCUGCUUAUCACCAGUGAAGUUGUCAAUCUCUUUGGAAAUUCAAUCAUAUAUUUCUAAUUUUUUUUUCCUUUAACCAUGCAUUAUAUACUAGAAUAUUCCCCUUCUUGGAAUCCAAAUUACAGUUUUCUCGAGAUUUAGAUGAGUUUUGUGUCAUGUUUUAAUUUACGUAAAGUAAUUUGGGAAAUUAAACAAUGAGAAAUGAGUGAAGAUCUGAAGCUGAACUUAUAGCUCCCACUAAGCUGGAAGCAGAGAUUGACCACCAUUAAAAAUAGUGCCGUAGUUGGUGUGCCCCUGCUUCAUCCUGCCCCUGGACAUUUUCCCAGAGCAGGAUAGUGAGGGCAACAGGUAUUCUCGCCAGCAUGUGCUUGAUGGCCAAUUAAACUGGUUGGUGGCCGAUUGAAAAAAGUUGAUUGAGAUUUUUCAUUUGGCCUACAUUUUCUGUAGGUGAUGGGGAAUGGUUUUCAGUGCUGCAGGCAGACAUGAUGUCAAGAAUUCUUCUGCUUGCUAGGGCACAGCAGCAAUUGCAGACCACAACUUCAGUAGGCUUCCUUCCUACCCCACUCCCAGCAGUGACCCAGCUGCAAGGACCAUUUUUUAUUUAAUGUUUAAAAAACAUUUUAACUAGAACCCCUGCAUGUGGGGCAUCCUCACUUUCACUUUAAUGCCACAGCAUCCUACUGCUGCUGCUUUCCAGCUGGAGGGCCUUAUCUAGGACUCCAACUUCAAGAACGUGCCAGCCACACUUUAUUGGAAAGUGAACCUGCCUCCUGACCAUUAUCAGUUGCUCCAUAGGAAAGUCAUGCUGAGUGAUUGUUUCCCAUACCGCACAGGCUUCUGACCCUUAUUUGAACUGAGGGCAGGAUUCAACAACCUACAGGAAAAUCCUACACAUUUUAAUGAAAUUUUGACUUGUAUUAAAUGAAUAAAAAACACAAUUCCUGUAGUUUACUACAGUAAAUAAAUACACUUACGUCGACAUUUUCUUUGCUUAUAUAAAAAUAAAAUCGAUAAUCAUUUGGAUCUAACAUCAUGGGCACAAAAGACCUGCACUUGGCUUCUGUUUGGUGAAACAGGAGAGGCAGGCACAUAUCUAAUUCUUCUAUGAGAUGCACAACAACCAUAAAACUAAAGAGAAAACUGGGCUGACCUUGUUACGGCCCAUAUUUAUUUCCCUAAUUCCUUGCCAGAAGUUUGUGUUCAUCUCACUUUGAUAAUGUUGUCUCUGUAUUGGCUGGCUUAUUCACAAAAAUGGAGGGUAAUCUAAACACAACACCUGGGAGCAACAGUAUUGAAAAGCAUAAUAUUUGUAAAAGAAGUUCAGGAAACACUUGUAACUUCAAGUUCCUCUUUCUGAUGAUAUUAGUAACCAAUUAAGUGCAAUGCUUGUUUUUAUUAAUGGUUCAGAUACUAAAGGUGGUAUCACUGAAUCUAACAGUGAAAAGUCCCACCUUCAGUUUCUGGUCUCUUAGAGGUACUAGUGUUGGCCUCAGUAUUCCAGGCUGCUUCUUCCACUUGUUAUUCAGUAACUCCUGAUGGAGAUGUUGAUCUUUGACGAGAAGAUAAUCACGCAGUGAUUGAAAAACUGGUCAUCAUUUGCUAAUAAAAGGCUCACAGAUGAUGAAUGGCUAUUUGGCUAAAGCAGUGAGGUCAGCCAGUGCACGUGAAAUCAUGUUCAAGGAGUCUAAUUGUCUCCAGAGAUAGUAGGAAUUGCAGAUGCUGGAGAAUCCGAGACAACAAGGUGCAGAAC